Molecule: messenger RNA, 4247 nt
Organism: Paramecium sonneborni
Lineage: Eukaryota; Ciliophora; Oligohymenophorea; Peniculida; Parameciidae
Source: the annotation of a GenBank genome assembly
AUUGAAGUAAAUGAUAAUUUUUGCAUUGUUUUUUGUAGUGAGCCAAGCUGAAUAUGUGAAACAAAUUCUUCAUGAUCUAUCUGAUUUAAGUGACUUUACGUUUGAACCACAAAUAUAUGUAUGCUCAAUUUUAGAUUAUGACAUGAUUCUUUUAGAUCAAAAAAAUCCUUCACUAACCCUUAAUACAUCUAUAGACAAAGCCCACUAUUUUAUACAUCUUUAUAUUGAUUAUAUGUUUUUAGGAUAAUGGUAAGGAGAAACUAUAUAAAUUAUGCUAAAUAAUACUGUCAUAGAUGAUUAUAAAUACAUAUGGAAUAUUGACUCUAAUUAAGGAUUUAUUUGUAGUGAGUAUAAAUAUGUUUUAUUCUUUUUAGAACAUCCCCCUAAAAUUAUAUCACAAGAGAAAUACAAUUUUAUCAUAUAAAUUAGUAUUUAGAAUUGAAAUUUCAAAUAAUAGAGGGAGAUUUUAAAUAAUAAGUAGAUUUUCCUCCUUAACUUGGAAUAAGAAAUAUUUAAAUUAAUGCUAAAGAAUGUCAUCCAUUAUGUUCUAGUUGUAGUGGUCCAACAGAAAAUGACUGCAGAACAUGUCCAUAAUUUGCAAAAAAAGGCAAAAUAUCAAAUUAAUGUAAAUGUCCAACUUCAAUUCCAUUUAUAUAUUUUGAUAUUUGUAUUGCUUAUUGUCCAAAAAAUACUUUUAAAAAUGAAUAUAACAUUUGUUUUGGAAGCACUUUGAUUACAAAUAUAGAAACUUCACUUUUAAAUUCUUUUGAUCAUGGAUAAAAAAAUAAAACUUCUUUGUGGUUGUUAUCUCAAACCAGAACUACUUAAAGUUAAUUAUUAUUUAGACAUAAGGACAAUUAUUUAAUUGGUAUGUUUGAAGAAAGAUAGAUGCUCACAAUAAACUAAAAUAAUUUGAUUGGACAUCAUAGAAUAAGAGUAAGGUUUAAUUUAUUUUUAUUUUAUUCUUGGGCUGUUAAUGAAUAUAUUAUCACAAUUAUAGAUUAAGUCAUUUAAAAGCCAUUAUUGUAUAGCAAGGAUGGAUUUAUCAAUUAUGUAAAUAAAGAUUCAUGUAUUAAUUAAGAGGUUAUUGAAUGUUAAGUUUUCAUUGUAGAUUAUUAUCUUAACCAUACCAGUGAUAAUGUAUAAAUUUAAAUUUAUAGUGAAACCUACAAAUAAAGUAGUUCAAGAUGGGCUAUCUCUGAUUUCUUUGUAGAUAUUUUAAGAUGUUCUUAAAAUUGUGAAAAAUGCUUAAAUGAUUAAGAGUGUUCGAAAUGUGAAAUAGGAUAUUUUUUAUUGAAAUCGUAAUGUGUAAUAACUUGCCCCUUAUCCUAUAGUAUUUAAAAAGAUAACAAUUGUUUAGAAAUGGAUGAUGAAACUUAAUGUAUUUUAAUAAUAAUAUAAUAUUAGAAUCAGAAUAUUUAUUAAAAGAAUUAAUUUAGACAAAGUUACAUGGUAUGAUGCCUAAUAAAACUAGUUAUUUUAAUGGAUAUCGUCAUUUAGGAGGACUCUAGGUUUUAAAUACUAGAUUUGUUAAGUAAUUUGAAUAUUUGAAACCCCAUUAUUAAAUAAGAGCAGCAUUCAAAGUAGAUUUAUUAAAUAUAGGAUAAUCAAACGGAUAUGUAAUAGUAAUUUUAGGAAAUUAUUCACAUGAAAUUACUACAAAUCCAGUUAAAUUAUAUGAAAGUACAACAUUAAAUUUUAAUUUUGCUCAUUCUUCAUAAUAUUUGAAAUUGAGUAUUUAUUCAUAUAGUUAAUCAACAUUUUUUAAAUCAGGAAUUUCUAAUAUGAGAAUAGUUAUUGAUUAUUGUUACCCUACUUGUACUGCUUGUAUAGGACCAACAAUAUAAGAAUGUUUAUAAUGGUCUUAUGAUCCUAAUUAUGAUAGAUUAUAACAUUCUUGUUUAUAAUAAACAUUUUUUUCUAAUGAUUCUUGUACAUCUUGUGAUUAAUAAUGUUAUUCAUGUAAUAAAUUAAACUAUUGUAUAAUUUGUUAAUCAGAAUUUACUUAAUCUGGAUAAUCAUGUUAUUGUAAUAAAGGUUAUUAUAAGGAUGAAUAAAAAGGUUGCUUGAAAUGUAUUGAUAAAUGUUCUGGAUGCUUUGGACCAUCCUUAUAAGAUUGUUAUGAUUUAUAGUUUAAAGAAAUUGUUUGUGAUGUUUAAACAGGAUAUUAAGUAGGAUAGGAAUGUAAUGAUGGUAAUUAUAAAAUAAGAGAUGGUUGUUCUAAUUGUAUUGUUGAUAUUGGUUGGACAUGUUAAAAUAAAAUUGGAUAAAAUUCAAAUUGUAUUAAAUGUCCUGAAAAUUGUACUGAUUGUAAAUAAAAUCAAAAUGAAUUAUAAUGUUUAUAGUGUAAAUCUGGUUAUUUCUUUUAUUAAAAUGGAUGCUUCUAAUGUAAAUUUGAAUGUCUAGAAUGUAAUUAUAUUGAUUAAUGUACUAAAUGUAGAAUCCUAACUUUCAUUCCAUAAAAUGGAAAAUGUUUAAUUUGUAAAAAUGAAAGUGGAUACUAUGAAAUUAAUGGAUAAUGUUAAUCAAAAUGUGGAGAUUAUCUAUAAACAUUAGAAGAACAAUGUGAUGAUGGUAAUUUAAUUGAUGGUGAUGGAUGUUCCUCUAAAUGUAUAAUUGAAAAAGGUUUUUAAUGUUAUCAAGGAAUUUGUUUAUUUAUUGAAACCUAAACUAAAAUGAAAUUAAAAUAUUCAAAUAAAACAACUACUAAUACUCUUAAAUUAGAUUUUGGUGAAUAUUCUACUAAAUGUGAUGAAAAGUAUUUAAGAAUAUAUUUAGAAAAUUUUGAACAAAAAGAUUUUAAUGUUUUUUUAGAUUAGAUGGAAGAUGAUUCUAUGAAAUAUUGUUAAAUCUCUUUUAAAUUUUAUAGAAAUGUUAGAAAUUCUGAUAUAAUCCAUGUUUUAUUUUAUAAAAACAAACUAAGAUUUUUAUCUAUAGAUUUUGAAGAAAUAAUAAUAUAAGCAAGAAGUGAAACAUUUUAUUCAGAUGAAGAAUAAUAAUAAGCUAAAUAAAUUUAAUCUUUAUAAAACAAUUUUGUUUCAGCACUUUAUUUUUUAGGUCCAGGAACCAUUGUAUUAGGAGGAUUUAACUUUUUUUUUAGUAUUUUAGAUAUUUUAGCAUGGCUUAAUAAUUUUUAUUAUUUCAAUGUUAUGUAUCCAGCUAAUGUUAAUAUCAUAUUUCUAAAUCCAGCAUGGGAAUUAAUAAAUCCUUUUGAUUAUACUCUAAUAGUUAGAAAAGAAACUGAUUUAGAUUAUAUUGAAAGUCCUAUUAGAUUUGAAUAAAAGGGAGUUGAUCCUUACUUUCUUAAUAAUAUGAUGAUGUGCUUUGUAACUUGGUUUCUAUGUGCUAGUCUUUACCCUAUUUGUAAAUUUGUUAUUUUAAUUAUUGAAAGAAUCUAUCAAAGAAGUCCUAAAUAAAAAAUAAAAAUUGUUCAAAUGAAAUAAAUGCCUAUUUUUCAUUUGGAUUAAAAUAUAUAAAAUUAAUAAGCAGAAACUCAGAUAAAAUUAGAAUAACCUGAAAAGUUUCCAUCUUUGGUUCAAUAUUUGUAUGAUAAUGCAUUUCAAUACUAAAUUAGUUUUAGAGCUAUCAUAAUUAAAUAAUUAAAUUUAGUUUAUCUAGAUUUGUGCAUGGCAAGUAUUCUUUAAUUAUAAUUUAUGGACAAAAAAGAAUAACCAUUAAUUUUUUUUUAAAUAUUCCUGUCAUUUAUUGGAUUAUUUAUUUGUAUUUCAAUAUUUUUUAUUGCUAUAAGGGUUUCUAAAUAAUCUAGUAUAUUAUUAAAAACAAAAUCUUAUUAAUUUAUUUAUGGCACAUUAUAUGAAGGAAUCGAUGUUAAAUCUGACAUAUCAAAAAUGUACUUUAGUAUAAGUUUUGCAAGAAAAAUGCUUUUUAUUAUAUUUUUAGUAAGUUUAUACAAUUAUCCACUUUUAUAAACAUCAUUUUGUUGUGCUGCUAGUUUUUUGAAUUUGAUAUUAUUAAUCUACAAAAAUCCUUUCGAAAGUAAAGUUUAAUAUAUUUAAAAUGCAAUUCCAGAUGGAACUAUUUUUUUUGUUUUAAUACUAUGUGUAGUUUUAGCAUUUGAUGAUUAAGAAUAAAAAUAUUCUUCUCAAACAAGAACUAACAUUGGUUGGGCUAUGUUAAGUUUUAUAUGUUUAUCAGUGUUAACAUAAUUAGGAUUAAUUUUAAGAUAAUUAAUAAUAGAUAUUAAAGAAAAUUAUUAAUGGAUCAAAAAUAAAUUAUGCAAAACUUGA